Microthlaspi erraticum is the source of this 330-nucleotide messenger RNA. The record is from the annotation of a GenBank genome assembly. NCBI's taxonomy places the organism in Eukaryota, Viridiplantae, Streptophyta, Magnoliopsida, Brassicales, Brassicaceae.
AUGGAGAUUGAAUCGGUGACUUGCGAGUGUUGCGGCUUAACGGAAGACUGUACACAACAUUACAUUAGUAAAGUCAAAGCCAAGUUCGCCGGAAAAUGGCUUUGUGGGCUUUGCUCGGAGGCGGUGAGUGACGAAGUCAGCCGUAGUCGGAAGAAGAAGACCACGGUGGAGGAAGCUCUCAACUCCCACGUGUCCUUUUGUGGUAGCUUUAGUAAAGCCAACCCGGCAGAGCUCGUCGCCGACGGCAUGAGAGAGAUGUUACGGAGGAGGUCCGCCGGUUACUUAUCACCGGCGACGUCCAAGAAGUUUGCAAGAUCUAACACUACGUAA